Messenger RNA from Vicia faba (fava bean), 1137 nucleotides. Lineage: Eukaryota; Viridiplantae; Streptophyta; Magnoliopsida; Fabales; Fabaceae. The record is from the annotation of a GenBank genome assembly.
AUGGAAGAAGAAAACACUCAAUGUAGCCGUAAACUAAACGGAGGCGGCUUACUUCACCGCCAAUCAUUGCCGGACGAUCUCAUCAUUGAGAUCCUUUUAAGGCUUCCGGUGAGAUCUCUCCUGUUAUUGAAGUGCGUGUGCAAAUCAUGGAAAACCCUAAUAUCAGAUCUCCAAUUUGCAAAGCAACACCUUCAGAGCUUAACCAUGGAUCCAAGCAUAGCCAACCGACGAUUUUUCUUUGGCCGGGGAGACGGUAAAAUUGUAUCUGUCCCUGUAAAGCCAUUGUUGGAAAACCCAUCAGAGCCUAUUGAAGCGGUUGAGUUCAACAUGGAACAUAGCUUACGUGUUCUUGGUUCAUGCAACGGGUUGGUGUGUCUGUUGGAAAUCUAUGAAGGUUAUGUUAGAUUGUGGAACCCUUCAACCAAAUUCGAAUCCAAUAAAUCUCCAUCCCUUAAUUUAUUAUUUGAUCAAUGGACAAUAGCAUAUUACGGCUUCGGCUAUGACCAUGUUAAUGACAAGUACAAAUUGCUACUAGAUGUACGAGUUGUCAGUAAUAUUGGUUAUCAAAAUGUGAGACUUUAUACUUUUGGGGAAAAUUCUUGGACAAGUAUCCAGAAUUUUCCUUGUCAUCCCGCUAGAUUCACAGGAAAACUUGUGAAUGGAACUCUAAAUUGGGUAAUAGUUAGACGGGUUGGUGAUUAUAUACAAACUAGGAUUCUUUCCUUUGAUCUUGUGAAGGAGACUUAUACAGAAAUAUUACUGCCUCAAAAUCAAAAACAUGAUCCUUGCAUGAACCAGAGACCUAACAUUGGUGUUUUGAAUAACUGUCUUUGUGUGUCUUUUAACAUUGGGACUCAUUUGGUUCUGUGGUUGAUGAAAGAAUAUGGAGUUGCUGAAUCAUGGACUAGACUAAAGAUGAUCCCUGCAGAGCAUUUACAGAAACAUGGAGAACAAGGGUCAUAUCGUGUCAUUGAACCCUUGUUCAUUUUUGAAAAUAGUAUUGUUCUGCUGAGAACAAUCAGUGAAUUUUUCUUGUAUGACUUAAAUAAUGGUACGAUGCAUAUUCUUUUGAUUUCCAACCCGGUUAAUAUGAAUCAGUUUCUCUACCUUGAGAGUCUUGUAUCACUGCAACUGUAA